Molecule: messenger RNA, 816 nt
Organism: Colletotrichum karsti
Lineage: Eukaryota; Fungi; Ascomycota; Sordariomycetes; Glomerellales; Glomerellaceae
Product: putative ribosome biogenesis protein nsa-2
Exons: 8
Biological process (GO): maturation of 5.8S rRNA; maturation of LSU-rRNA
Cellular component (GO): preribosome, large subunit precursor; nucleolus
Source: RefSeq, a predicted model, not a curated record
UUGCAGAGUCGCCGCGAGCGCAAUACCGUCAAGAUGCCUCAGAACGAGUACAUGGAACGCUGGCGCAAGCAGCAUGGACGCAGACUCGAUCACGAGGAGAGGGCCCGCAAGAAGGAGGCUCGUGAGGGACACAAGGCCUCCAAGGAUGCCCAGAACCUGCGUGGUCUGCGCGCCAAGAUGCACGCCGAGUCCCGCCGCAAGGAGAAGAUCCAGAUGCGCAAGCAGCUCAAGGCUCACGAGGAGCGCAAUGUCAAGACGAACAACGAGAAGGAGCCCAGCGAGCCCAUGCCCGCCUACCUGCUCGACCGCAAUAACCCGGACAUGGCCAAGGCCAUUUCUUCGCAGAUCAAGAACAAGAGAGCUGAGAAGUCCGCGAGGUUCGCCGUUCCCCUACCCAAAGUUAGGGGUAUCAGUGAGGAGGAGAUGUUCAAGGUUAUCGGUACCGGAAAGAAGACGCACCAGAAGACCUGGAAGAGAAUGAUCACGAAGCCUACGUUUGUGGGACAGAACUUCACUCGUGCCAAUCCCAAGGCCGAGCGUUUCAUUAGGCCUAUGGGUCUUCGUUACAAGUACACUCACUGCUGCCAUCCAAAACUGGGCGUCACGGUCAAGCUUCCUAUAAUAGGUGUGGCUAAGAACCCGAACUCACCGCUCUAUUCUAGCCUCGGAGUGCUCACGAAGGGUACCAUCAUCGAGGUCAAUAUCUCUGAGAUGGGCCUGACGACAGCGUCCGGGAAGGUGGCUUGGGCAAAAUACAGUCAGAUAACGAACGACCCGGAGAAUGACGGCUGCGUGAACUCUGUCAUGCUUAUUUAG